Molecule: messenger RNA, 2834 nt
Organism: Melanotaenia boesemani (Boeseman's rainbowfish)
Lineage: Eukaryota; Metazoa; Chordata; Actinopteri; Atheriniformes; Melanotaeniidae
Product: immune-associated nucleotide-binding protein 8-like
Exons: 2
Coding region: 146-2086 (646 amino acids)
Molecular function (GO): GTP binding
Source: RefSeq, a predicted model, not a curated record
GGCAGCCAGCGCGAGGACUAAACAAAGUCCAAAUGUUUUUGUUUAUGUUGAGCCAAGUUUGGAUUGAGCUCAAACUGUCUGUAACUGCUUUUUAGAGGAUGAGAAUCAAAACUUGAAUGCUGAGAAACAACCAUACUUAAGACUGAUGUCCUGUAACGAAGUGUUUCCAUCAAAGGAUGAGGAGGAGGAGAAAAAGGAGCUGGUUGACAUGGAGGGAGAAAAUGAAGAUGACCAGUUUGAAACCAGAUGGAGCGAAGAACUCAGGCUGGUCCUCGUUGGAAAGACUGGAUCUGGCAAGAGCGCGUCUGGAAACACCAUCUUGGGCCGUCACCAGUUCUUGUCACAGAUCAGCGCCAGCUCUGUCACCCAAAUUUGUGAGCUGGGGAGCUCUGAGCUCAGUGAGGAGGAGGAGGAUGGCCAGGCAGUCAAACACAAGAGGAAGAGGAGGGUAAUGGUGGUCGACAUGCCAGGGUUUGGGGACACUCACCUUAGCAUGGAGCAGACUCAUGCAGAGAUUGCCAAGUGCGUGUCUCUCUCGGCUCCUGGUCCACAUGCUUUCCUCCUUGUGGUGCCAAUAGGGCGAUAUACAGAUAAUGAAAACCAGGCUGUGUGCCAGUUGAGUAGUAUUUUUGGGGAGGAUGCUAUCUUUCACCACACAGUGGUCAUUUUUAGCAGAGGUGAUGACCUGGAGGGCAUGGAGAUUGAAAAGUACCUGAAGGAGACUGCCCCUGUUGGGCUCCAAGCUCUAAUUGACAGGUGUGGAGGUAGAUACCAUGUACUCAACAACAAAGACACCAGUAACUCAGCACAGGUUAAAGAACUAUUAAUGAAGGUGGAUAAGAUGAUGAAGCAAACUAACAGAGGGUUUUAUUGUAGUGGGAUGUUUUUAGAGGCAGAGGCUGCCAUCACAGAGGAGCAGAGAAGGAUGCUGAGGGAGAGAGGCAAAGCAGAGGGGAAAGAAGAAGAGCAAAACAAUAGUGGAAUGAAACGAAGAAGGUGUGAUUUGGAGUCUGACAGAGGUGGUGAGAAGGAUUUCAGGGUUGAGCGAUGGACAGGGGAGAACAAAAGCAAUGCCUUCAGCUUUCUGAGGGACCAGUUCAGAGGCCGGCGUCAGGGUGGCAGCAGGGUGGUCAGCAGGCGACAGUCUCUCCAUUUGUCCUUGAGUCGCAUGCGGAGGGAGGCUGCCCUCUCUGCUAAGGUGUUGGAUCGCAUUAAGAUUCUGGUUGCUGCUGGAGCAACGGGCAUGGCAGUCGGGGCAGUGUUUGGGGCGGCUGCCCCUUUAGCGGCUGCAGCUGGGGCAUCUAUUGUGGGGAACUCUGUUGGAAUUGCUGCUGGUCAGUUAGCUGGGAUGUCAGUGGCAGGAGGUACGAGUGUUGGGAAAGCCGUGGGUGCAAUAGUGGCGGCAGCCUCUGGGAAAACUGCGGUGGCUCUGGGGGCAGCAACAGGUGGAGUGUUGGGUGGUUCUGUGGGAGUUGUUGCUGGUGCUGAAGCUGCCAGUCCACGAGAGGGCGCUUUAGAGGCUCUUGGCCAGGUUAGUAUGAUCGGAGCUUCUGCUGUGGGAGUUGCAGCAGGUGUGGGAUGCACCAUGGGAGCUGGGGCCGCUUUAGGUGCAGCUCUGGAAGGAGCAGCUAGCAGCACCGCAGCCCUCAGUGGAGCUGAAAUUGUAGCAGUAGGUGCAGCAGAUGUAGCGACUGCAGCUCAGGGUAAUUUAGUUUCAGCAGCAACACAACAUGCAGUAACCUCUGUUGGGAGUGUUGCUGCAGGCACUGGGACUAAUCAAUGCACUGCAGCCUUAGUAGCUGCAAAUGUCCCCGUGGUUGCAGGGUCAGUUGGGGCUGCGUGUGAGCUAACAGGGCCCAGUGUGGCAUCAGUUGCUGGAACGGCUGUAUCGGACCGCUGGGGCACUGUGGCAGCAGCUACUCGCAUCUUGAGCGCUGUGAGUGAGAUUGGCAAAGCUGCAGCUGGCAUUGCCCUGGCUGGUGGACUGGUAGUGAAAGUGGUGAAGGAAAAAGUGAGAUGUGGCACAGGCACAACAGAGACCACUUACUCAGAGAAGAAGUCUUAUGAGAUCUACUGGAACAAAUAAACUCUGACAAAGGCUGGAAUCAAAUUCCAGUGCAUGAAAUCAUAUCCUUGUUAUUCUCACCACCUUCCUAAUUCUGUGAGGAAUAUUAAAACCAUGGAGGUGUAAGAUGCCCUGCCCGAUCAGUAUAAUAUAAAACAAUCUCAUAUGAGCAAAUUCAGAGAAAUUAAAGAAAGAAAAUAGUGAUUUUUAACUGCAAAUAUUGGUUAAAACCAUUUCAGAUAAAUAAGGGGAGUGGCUUCUGGUAUCUUUGCAUCAUUUAAUGAUUUCAGAGACAUUUUCAUAUAAAGCAGAUGUAAAGAAGUUGGGACAAUUGCAAUUAAAGAAAACCUUAACAGAGAAGAAAAUUUGUUUUUAGGGUCAUAUGUUAAUCUGAUUAAUUUUAUCAUGUGAUGUGUGUUAAAAACAAAAACACUGAAGCAUUAUAAUCUAAAUGCUGAAAUGUUUGCACUUAUUGAUCAGUGGUACUACUUUGUUUAACAGGAAGAGGAGGUUUGCAGUUAUGUAUUAACUGGUUUUGAUCAGUAACAGCUGUUUUCAUUCAGUGUAAAUUUACCACCAGUUCAGACUGUUUUUGUUUUUGCUGUUAACUGUUUGUUAUUUUUAGACCUAAUGUUUUCACAGCUCUCCCACUAUUUAGAAAGUGGGUAUAAACAACUGAAAACUUUACAGUGCUUAAACUCAGUUUUUUUUUUUGUUUUUUUUUUUUGCGGUCUGUGAUUUUAAAAAAAUAAUAAAAUAAAAAUUUGAA